This is a messenger RNA of Tribolium castaneum (red flour beetle), 366 nucleotides long. Its product is annotated as ejaculatory bulb-specific protein 3. The transcript is spliced from 2 exons. The record is from RefSeq and is a predicted model, not a curated record. Lineage: Eukaryota; Metazoa; Arthropoda; Insecta; Coleoptera; Tenebrionidae. The coding region runs from base 1 to 366 and encodes 121 amino acids.
AUGAAGCUGUUUGUGAUUAAUUUUAUUUUGAUGUCGUUAGUGUAUAUGAGUUUUGGUGCCAGUGUUCCUUAUGAAACCGUCGAUAUCGAUAAAUUACUCGCCGAUGAUAAAAUGGUAACCGAAUACAUGGCUUGUCUAAGAGGAGAGGGACCGUGUAAUCCUGCGGAAAAAGAUUUAGAAGAACACAUUCCAUUAGUUCUCGGCAAUUACUGCGCUGACUGUAAUGACAAGCAGAAGAAUUUUGUUAUUAAAUUGGCAACGUUCGUUAUAAAAAACCGAUUUGAUGAAUGGAGACAAGUCCAGAAGCGUUUUGAUCCUGACUUGAGCCACGCCGAUGAUUUUAACAAAUUUAUUCUUGGAAGCUAA